This is a messenger RNA of Penicillium argentinense, 1725 nucleotides long. RefSeq names its product CRAL-TRIO domain-containing protein. The record is from RefSeq and is a predicted model, not a curated record. The transcript is spliced from 3 exons. Lineage: Eukaryota; Fungi; Ascomycota; Eurotiomycetes; Eurotiales; Aspergillaceae. Bases 1 to 1725 code for a protein of 574 amino acids.
AUGCGGGCCUGCUCGAUUCUGCGCCGGCACAUCCAUCCCUCGGCCAAAUCUCUGUCUCAAUCCUCCGGAGGCGUAUCCGCACAGAUCGCCCGCCAUUACGGACAACUACCCCGGGCCCAUCGUCCUCCCUACUCCACCCAGCACGACCCGAGAAAGGCCUCGUCUUCCUGGAUUGCUUUCGCCCUGCUCGCUGUUGGUGGCGGCGCCUGUGUUUUUAACUACUUCACUGCCAGCGAACGACCAUUCUCCGCGCAUUCCCGGCCCCCGCCACAACAACCCUUCCUCGGUGUCAUCGAUACCCUCAAGACCAUGCCUGUCGAACCCGCCCCGGGAACCGUGGGGACCCUUACCCCGGAGCAGGAGGCCAAGCUCCAGGAAUUCUGGGUCCUGACCCUGAAGGUCUUCGGUGUCGACAUCGAGGCCCUCGAGGCCGAUGCCAGUGGCAAGGAGAGCGCUGAUGCGGCCGCGGCCAGCGCAGCAAAGAAGGAGAAGGAGAAGGACAAAUCCUCCAAGCGCCGAUGGACGCUCUGGGGCCGCAGCAAUGAUGACGACGGUGAUGACGCGAAGAGCGUCUCUUCCGCGAGUGGGAUCACCGCCAGCCUAGCUUCGAUCAACAUCGCCGAGGGUGAUGAUAAGUACGGUCAAUCCAAGGAAUUUCAGCAAGCGCUGGUAGAUCUGUCAGCCGAGGAGAUCCGGACUGCGUUUUGGAAUAUGGUCAAGCAGGACCACCCAGAUGCUCUGCUGCUGCGCUUCCUCCGCGCGCGCAAGUGGGAUGUCAAGAAGGCGUUGGUCAUGAUGAUCUCCACCAUGCGCUGGCGCUUGCAGGAUGUGCAUGUGGAUGAUGAUAUUAUGGCCAAUGGAGAGGCCCUUGCUUUGAAGCAGUCGCAAAGUUCUGAUCCAGCGGAAAAGAAGAAGGGAGAGGAGUUCCUCCACCAGAUGCGAAUGGGCAAGAGCUUUUUGCACGGCGUGGACCGAUUUGGUCGUCCUAUCUGUGUUGUCCGUGUACGACUGCACCGUGCUUCCGAGCAGGAGGUGGAUACUCUAGAGCGCUUUACGGUCUACACUAUUGAGACGGCCCGUCUGUUGUUGGCGCCUCCUGUUGAGACUGCGACAAUUAUUUUUGAUAUGACCGACUUCACAUUGGCCAACAUGGACUACACCCCUGUCAAAUUCAUGAUCAAGUGCUUUGAAGCCAACUACCCCGAGUCUUUAGGCUCUGUACUUAUCCACAAGGCCCCUUGGAUUUUCUCCAGUAUUUGGAGCAUUAUCAAGGGCUGGCUCGACCCUGUCGUCGCUGCCAAGAUCCAUUUCACCAAGAACCGCCAAGACCUGGAAGAGUUCAUCCCGCCCAGCCAAAUCAUGAAGGAACUUGAGGGUGACGAAAAUUGGGAGUAUGCAUACUCUGAAGUGCAGCCGGGCGAGAACAGCAAAAUGGAGGAUACCGAAACCCGUGAUAAACUGAUCUCUGAGCGUCAAGAACUCGCCAAGGACAUCCAGGCAACCACUAUCGAAUGGAUUCGGGCUAGUCUGAAGAACGAAAUCGCGACUGCCUCUUCUAUCAAGGAGAAGCGUAAUGGCCAGAUCCAGCAGCUGCGUGACCAGUACUGGGUGAUUGACCCAUACAUCCGGACUCGCUCGCUGUACGACCGACUGAACAUCGUCCAAGGUGCCGGCAAGAUUGAGUUCUACCCGGGCACCAAGAAGAAGGCUGAAGAAACAUCGUGA